AUGAGCUCUCCUUAUACCGUCCAGAUCCACCAGAGCAACAAGGAGCCUUCAAUCUCCAGCUCGUACAGCUACUCUUCUGGUUCGUACAGCUCUUCCGGCAGCACAACACCUCGAUCUCUCUCUCCCGGCGAGUACCGCGAGUACGGUGCUGACAAGCACACCACACAAGUCGCCAGCUCUGGCCGGAACUUGGUCAUCAACCACAACAAAGUCGGGUUCGAAAAGGACUCUCCCGCACCAAAAUACUCAGGCGCAUACACGAGAACAUAA
Molecule: messenger RNA, 270 nt
Organism: Fusarium sp. VM40
Lineage: Eukaryota; Fungi; Ascomycota; Sordariomycetes; Hypocreales; Nectriaceae
Source: the annotation of a GenBank genome assembly